AUGUCCUUGUCGAAUUGGACGAUUGGCCAAAUCUGGAUAGAAGAUUCCAGACCAGAAGACGUCGCAGAACCAUGGGUUACGGUAGGUGCCGGAAUUUUUAUGAUUUUGACUUCUGCCCUUGGAAUUUUUAUCAAUCUAUUUGUACUUCAACGAUUUUUAUGCAAAAAUAUGUCCAGUUUUUAUAUUAUGUGCUCCUCGAAAACAAUUUCGAAUUCCAUGAUUUUGCUAUGUUAUGUUAUUUUUAAUGGGCCCGUUUCUGUGAUAAGACGUUACUACGGUCCAGAAUUCCUGAAUAUGAUUCUUAAUCAAAUGGCAGCCUACGGGAUUUACGUUCAAGGCCCAAUGACUCAAGUUUGCAUUUCUUUCAACCGCUUUCUUAUUAUCUACUUUGCCACGUCAGCAAAACAAACCAACGGGAAGACUGCUACAAUAAUUGCCUUAUCAAUUUGCUGGCUAAUUUCCCUUUUUGUGACAGUAGCAGGAAUUCCAGGAAAUUGCACGAACAUUUUCAAUUUUGACAUUUUGACAUGGGACAAUUUGGAUCCGUGUGUUGACACUUUAGCAGACUCUGUUAUGUAUUGGAUUGGAUUUUUGGCGGUUAUUUCGAAUACUUUUAAUGUAGUCGUGGCUAUCAAAUUGAUAGUUUCAUCGACAAAACCCCACAUGGACUCUGUCGCUUCAAAACGACGCCGUCGAACUUCACGUCGUCUAUUUUUCCAGUCUUGCUUCCAAGACUGGAUUUAUCUUAUCGAUACUAUCAACAGCAUAUGCAUUAUGCUAUUCUUCAACUAUGAGAAGAAACGAGUCCUGUUGCGUUUACCCGGAAAGAAAAAAGAGUGCACUUUUAUAAAUGUUACUUUUUGA
This is a messenger RNA of Caenorhabditis briggsae, 864 nucleotides long. It is a transcript of the gene Cbr-srx-97, whose product is annotated as Protein CBR-SRX-97. The record is from RefSeq and is a predicted model, not a curated record. Bases 1 to 864 code for a protein of 287 amino acids. Lineage: Eukaryota; Metazoa; Nematoda; Chromadorea; Rhabditida; Rhabditidae. The transcript has 5 exons.